This is a messenger RNA of Aspergillus wentii DTO 134E9, 2074 nucleotides long. Its product is annotated as NCS2 family permease. The transcript has 4 exons. Gene Ontology annotation, biological process: transmembrane transport. NCBI's taxonomy places the organism in Eukaryota, Fungi, Ascomycota, Eurotiomycetes, Eurotiales, Aspergillaceae. The record is from RefSeq and is a predicted model, not a curated record. Bases 141 to 1856 code for a protein of 571 amino acids. Gene Ontology annotation, molecular function: purine nucleobase transmembrane transporter activity. Gene Ontology annotation, cellular component: plasma membrane.
UUUAACCUCCACACUUUCUGCUUUUCUAAAAAAUGCAACAUCUGUAACCUCGAGCUAAGGGCUACCUUGGUCUAGGUGAUACGCCUACUUAUUUUUUAUUCUAUUUAAGUACAUCAAGUACUUAUACAACUACAUACGUGAUGUAUGUGCAGUGGGCGGGAAAAACCAACCUGUGGGUGGCUCGAAGCCCCGUUGGGCGGUGGUUUCGUUUGGAGAACUCAGGCCAUCCCAAAGAACGCAAGGGUAGCUUCUUUUUCACCGAGAUCCGUGCGGGGCUGGCCACCUUCUUCGCCAUGGCCUACAUUAUCAGUGUGAAUGCCACCAUCACCUCGGACACCGGUGGUACCUGUGUUUGUCCGGCCGAGAGCAUGGCUGAUAACUGCGACACCAACACCGAAUAUCUGCUAUGUGUGCAAGAAGUUAAGCGAGAUAUUAUUACUGCCACUGCCGCCAUUGCUGCCUUGUCGACAUUUUGUAUGGGAUUGUUUGCGAAUUUGCCGGUUGCGCUCGCUCCUGGAAUGGGGUUGAAUGCUUACUUCGCCUACACCGUUGUUGGACACCAUGGAAGCGGUCUUAUCCCGUAUCGGAUUGCAUUGACGGCUGUAUUUGUGGAAGGAUGGGUGUUUCUGGCAUUGACGCUACUGGGAAUUAGACAAUGGCUGGCGCGAGCUUUACCGGCAUCCAUCAAGCUGGCUACUGGUACAGGCAUUGGGUUGUAUUUGAGCUUGAUUGGGCUCACUUACAGUGCAGGAAUUGGCCUCGUGACUGGAGGUUCAGACAGUCCGAUGGAAUUGGCAGGAUGCACAGAUGCUUUUCGGUCUGGAGAUGCCGGAGUCUGUGCUAGUGCUGGGAAGAUGCGUAAUCCGACCAUGUGGAUUGGUAUCUUUUGCGGUGGAAUGAUGACGGUGCUGUUGAUGCUGUAUCGGGUCAAGGGCGCAGUGAUCAUGGGAAUUCUUCUCGUGUCGAUUAUCUCGUGGCCGCGUCCAACUCCAGUGACGUACUUCCCACACACCGAGCUGGGGGAUAGUUCGUUCGACUUUUUUAAACAGGUUGUCACAUUCCAUCCCAUCAGGAAAAUCUUGGUGGCGCAGGAGUGGGAUAUCUCUGGCCAUGGGAGCCAGUUUGGGUUGGCUUUUAUUACCUUUUUGUAUGUGGAUAUUCUCGACACCACCGGAACUCUUUACUCCAUGGCUCGAUUCGCUGGGGCCAUCGAUGAUCGAACCCAGGAUUUUGAAGGCAGUGCCAUGGCAUAUAUGGUUGACGCGAUUUGCAUCUCGAUCGGUUCGCUUUUCGGCACAUCCCCUGUAACCGCCUUUGUAGAAAGUGGUACCGGUAUCUCGGAAGGCGGAAAAACCGGCAUGACCUCUUGUGUAACCGGUAUCGCGUUUUUCAUCGCCCUCUUCUUCGCUCCCAUCUUCGCUUCGAUUCCUCCGUGGGCCACGGGUUGCACGCUGGUUAUUGUGGGCGCGUUGAUGGCCAAGGCUGCCGCAGAGAUCAACUGGAAAUACUAUGGAGACGCCAUUCCAGCUUUCCUGACAAUCGCCAUUAUGCCUUUCACCUACAGUAUCGCAUACGGCCUGAUCGCGGGUAUUCUGAGCUACAUCGCCAUCAAUGUUAUUGUGUGGGUGAUCGAGAAAGCGUCUGGGGGUCGCAUCAAGCCGCCGAACAAGGACGAAAAGGAGCCAUGGACGUACAAGCUUCCUGGAGGGGUCUUCCCACCAUGGAUGCAGCGUGCUGCACGGGGCAAAAAGGAUUUCUGGCGAGAGGACGAGGAAAGAGCAGGUGUUGCACCGGAGGAGUCGAUAUCUUCUCACGAGGGACAGCAGGUUCAUGUACGGGAAGGAGAGAAGUCGUAAUGCAUAUAUGUAACUAGAUCAGUAUUGCAAAUAAUUAAAAAUUAGCUCUGAAUUUACUCCGAACCCCCUGUUUGGGACAAAAGUACACACCGUCGUAGAACUCCAGUGGUACGUACACGAUGAUAGAUGCACAUCAUGAUAGGCUGGGAAAUUAUUCCGGAAUGCUAUGUAUGAACUGACCAAACUAUUUAGACUAGAUGUCCGCAUUCCUUGCUUCU